UGAGGCUUGGAAGUGAUUCUGAAGCUGUGCUCUGCCUCGUUCCUCCUCUGUAAGGGAGAAUAGAUAAGAGAUAACGUGGGUAUAGCGUCUCAAUUUCUAUGUACAGUUAUUCAUCAAUGGAGGCUGGAACCAACAUUCUUUCUUCAACUCCUUCAUUUCCUCCAAGAACUCAUUUUAGAAAUUCUUCUUCUUCAGUUUUAAUGCUUCAUGACCAAGUAGCUCCUGCAGUUGCCUCAAUUCCAACAACUAUUGCUCGAAAAUUUCCUGCUUCCGUUCUUUUGCAAGAGCAGCGUGAUGAGUAUAGGCCUUUUCCACAGGCACUCAAGGAUGAGAGAACAUUCCAGGCAACAUUGGAGAAGAGGCAGAUGGAGAUUGUGGUCUCAGCUGAUGAAGAGAACUCUGAUGAUCAUGAUCAAUACAUGGUGGACUUUGAGCGCCGGUUGCUUCUCCAGCCUGGUUUAUGGUAUUCAUUGCCAUCCUCCCAAACAGGAGAAAAGUCACCCUUUUCCUCGAGUAUUAUGAAGUCUAUUACAACUGAUAUUGAGAAUUCUAUGGAUGUUAAACCAUGCGAUGUGCUUGCACUUGCUAAGAAAGCUUUAUCAGCCUCAAAACAAGCAGUCUCAUUAUAUGAGAAUGCAAAACUCGUUGGAGCUGAUCUUGAGGAUUCUCCUUCUCCUAGUUUGGGGGCCAUAAGUUCACCUAAUCUUCCACUCGAGGAGAAAACAGUGAGGUCAACACGGCUUCUAGAGAGGCGAUCUAAAAAAAGAAGGAAUCCAAAAGUUGCAGUUCAUGAAAACCAUGGUUCUAGAAGGGCAGAGGUACAAAGAAAGAUAAAUGAAGGGUAUGAUCCAAAAGACCCUCUUCGUUUAUUCUUGUGGGGUCCAGAAACUAGAAAACUUCUUACUGCUAAAGAAGAAUCUGAAUUGAUUGUUCAGAUACAGGAGCUAAUGAGAUUAGAAGAGGUGAAGAAAAGGCUUCAAUCUCAUCUUAAGCGUGAGCCGACAGUGGUUGAAUGGGCUGAAGCUGUUGGGCUUAGUUGUCAAGUCUUGCAGUCACAACUUCACUCUGGAAACCGUAGCCGGCAAAAGCUGAUUUAUGCUAAUCUUCGUAUGGUGGUUCAUAUUGCUAAACAAUAUCAGGGGCGUGGUCUCAACCUUCAGGACUUAUUACAGGAGGGAAGCAUGGGUCUUAUGAACAGUGUUGAGAAGUUCAAGCCAAAUGCUGGUUGCCGAUUUGCUUCUUAUGCAUACUGGUGGAUAAGGCAAGCAGUUAGGAAGGCCAUAUUUCAACAUUCCAGGACAAUCCGUUUGCCAGAGAAUAUGUAUAGCCUCCUGGGCAAGGUAAAGGAAGCAAAGAGACUGCUCAUUCAAGAAGGGCAUCAUGACCCGACAAAAGAGGAAAUUGCAGAACGUGUUGGAAUUACAAUUGAGAAGUUGCAAAGACUGCUACUACACACAAGGAUGCCACUUUCAAUGCAACAGCCUGUGUGGGCAGAUCAAGAUACCACAUUUCAGGAAGUCACUGCAGACACUGGAAUUGAGAUCCCAGAUGUGAGUGUGGGAAAGCAACUGAUGAGGCAACAUGUAAGGAACCUCCUACAUGUUCUCACUCCUAAAGAAAGGCGGAUAAUUCGACUAAGAUUCGGCAUUGGGGACGGCAUUCCCAGAACACUGUCUGAAAUUGGGCUUGUGUUUGGGUUUUCUAAGGAGAGAGUGCGUCAGCUGGAGCAACGAGCACUUCACAAGCUCAAACAGUGUCUCAGCAGCCAUGGUCUGGAGUCAUAUACUGAUUUACUUGUUUAAAUGUUAACAAAUAUUCAUGAGUUUUGGCCUUUGGAACUCUUUCGAAGUUGAAAGGAAGCUUUGAAGCUGAAUUUACCAGCUACUGGUAGCUCAACUGAUUAUGAGAGAGCACCCUGAAUGGGGUUUAGGCAUUUUCUCAAGUGGUUUGUUAAUAUGUUCUUUGUAUCGCCAAAUAGAACGCUAAUCUGUGUUCUGUAAGUGAAUGUUUAUGUUAAAUAAUCCAAAGUUUAUCAAUGUUUUCUA
Messenger RNA from Vitis riparia (riverbank grape), 2045 nucleotides. RefSeq names its product RNA polymerase sigma factor sigF, chloroplastic. The record is from RefSeq and is a predicted model, not a curated record. The transcript has 9 exons. The coding region runs from base 99 to 1802 and encodes 567 amino acids. Lineage: Eukaryota; Viridiplantae; Streptophyta; Magnoliopsida; Vitales; Vitaceae. Gene Ontology annotation, biological process: regulation of DNA-templated transcription; DNA-templated transcription initiation. Gene Ontology annotation, molecular function: DNA-binding transcription factor activity.